Molecule: messenger RNA, 690 nt
Organism: Daucus carota subsp. sativus
Lineage: Eukaryota; Viridiplantae; Streptophyta; Magnoliopsida; Apiales; Apiaceae
Exons: 1
Coding region: 1-690 (229 amino acids)
Source: RefSeq, a predicted model, not a curated record
AUGGCUCGGCUGUGUACUGUGCAAUUUAACGAUAAUUGGGAUCUUGGUUCAAGUAAUUAUUUUCAGGUGCGAGAAUUGCGAUCUCUUUGUGAGAAUAUUCAGAUUGGAAGUCAUGACAAGAUUACUUGGAAUGGUAGUCUCCAUGUUAAAACUUCUUCUAUUUAUUUUGACAUUUCUGAGCAUAUUCCUACGCCGAGAUGGGUCCCCUUUAUCUGGCAUAAUUUUCAUGUGCCUAAGUUCGCUUUCACCUCCUGGCUUAUCCUUAAAGGGAGGUUGUUAACCAAAGAUCGAAUGCUGAACUUUAGUAUGAAUGCUGAUCAGAGGUGUAUCUUAUGUAUGACUCAUAAUGAAAAUCAUGAACAUUUGUUUUGUGAUUGUGACUACACUAAAGAGAUUCUUAAUGCUUGUCCUGUUGGGGUCAGACACUCUUGGGCGAAUUAUUGCAAUGGGGAUUUCUUUAUUUUCGACUUGGAUCAAACUGAAAUGAAGGUGGCUUCUCUCUAUAUUUCUGCUGCUUAUUAUCAUUUAUGGGCUGAGAGGAAUCUAAGGGUACACAAUCCUGGUCAAUACAACUCCCCCGGAAAUCUUAUUAAAGUUAUUAAAGAGGCAGUGCGUGGAAAGCUAUACAGUUGCAAAGGAUUUCAGAGAUUGGCUAAUCAGGACCCCACCAUUCAUGGGUUUUUGUAUUAA